Malurus melanocephalus (red-backed fairy wren) is the source of this 4879-nucleotide messenger RNA. RefSeq names its product WRN RecQ like helicase (gene WRN). The transcript has 36 exons. The record is from RefSeq and is a predicted model, not a curated record. Bases 268 to 4683 code for a protein of 1471 amino acids. Lineage: Eukaryota; Metazoa; Chordata; Aves; Passeriformes; Maluridae. Gene Ontology annotation, molecular function: ATP binding; 3'-5' exonuclease activity; four-way junction helicase activity. Gene Ontology annotation, biological process: telomere maintenance; double-strand break repair via homologous recombination; DNA replication. Gene Ontology annotation, cellular component: cytoplasm; chromosome; nucleoplasm.
GCGCGGGGUUCGUGAGGGAGGCUGAGCGCGCCCCGCUCCCGGUCCCGGGCACGGCGAGGCCGCGGCGGCGGAACGAGCCCGCUCCGAGCUCCUGAGCAGCACCCGGGGCUGCUGCCGGUCUGCUGCGGGCUCCCUUUGCACCGUGARACCGCGGCCCUGUGCGCUGCGGGGGGAGCGCGCCGCGGCCUGCUGUGCUGGGGGCAGUGAGGGACAGCAGGUGAAGGGCGGAGAGCACUGUGGAGCAAAAGUGACAGCAAUGUGCAAAAAAUGGAUGUGGUAACUGCUCGCCUGCGGACUAAAUAUCCCCAGUGGAUGCUUAUAGAGGAUCAGGAGGAAACUUUGGGGMAUAAAAAGAGGUCUGGUGUCCARAAGAGUGUUCUGGARGAUGKKCUGCCAUUCCUGGAGUUCUGUGGCUCUGUUGUUUAUAGCUACGAAGCCAGUGACUGUUCCCUUCUCUCAGAAGAUAUCAGGCAGAGUUUGGCAGUUGGGGCUGCUGUUGGAUUUGACAUUGAGUGGCCACCAUCGUACACCARAGGGAAAAUGGCCAAAACAGCUGUAAUCCAGAUGUGUGUUGCUGAGGACAAGUGUUACUUGUUUCACAUCUCCUCCAUGGCAGGUUUUCCCAAGGGACUCAAAAGGCUGCUCGAAGAUGAAACAAUUAAAAAGGUUGGCGUAGGAAUUGAGGGAGAUCAAUGGAAGCUGAUGAGUGACUUUGAGAUCAAACUGAAGAGCUUUGUGGAGCUGGCUGACGUUGCUAAUGAGAAACUCAAGUGUAAGGAGACGUGGAGUCUGAAUGGUCUGGUGAAGCACCUUUUUGGCAGGCAGCUKUUGAAGGAUCARUCUGUCCGCUGCAGCAACUGGGAAGAGUUUCCACUCAACGAGGAGCAGAAGCUCUAUGCAGCCACAGAUGCCUAUGCUGGCUACAUUGUUUAUGAAAAACUGAAAAAGAUGAAUAACAGUGACCGUAAAUUAUUUAAUGUAAGGAAAGAUGCCACCUCUGAGGGUGUGAAGGAGCGUUUGACUUCACUGGCUGAAGAGAUAACAGACCUGGCUUCUCAUAUCCCUGACUCUUCUGGACAACARGAAAACUUCCAGAGGGCUUCAGAAAUCCUAGCUGAGAUAUCAGAGAACAUCAAUGCCUUAAAAACCACACUGCUGGGCUCAGGUUGCCCUUCUGGGUUGGAGAGAAGCUGUGGUGCAACUCCAACACAUUUUGAAGUCAAGUCAGCAARUGUGGGAGCACAAAAAGCAGAAUGUGCUGAACAGCCUGAAGGUGACCUCAACAUCUGCUCUGAUUCUACACUGGCUGCCCUCUGGGAGGGAGAAGGGAGUGGAGAGGAGGCACAGAGAGGUAACACAGCUCUGGGAAAUGGGGCUCCAGCAGCCAGAUUUACAGACAAAGAGGACCGAAAUGACUUCAUGUCCCUGGACAUUACUGAGCAAGAGCUUCAGGUCUUGGAACGUGAGGCUGAAAAGGARUUGGUCAAUGAAGCUGUUCCCGAGGAGGCGUGUUCCACAGACAAUGAACAAAAUGUUUCCUGUGUCAUUGAGAGCGAUGAAGAGCUGGAAAUGGAGAUGCUGAAAUCUCUGGAAGAUGUAGAUGAUUGUGAAGGAGUUUUACCUGAAGGAGAGUCCAAUAAUGCCAGGAAAACUCCUGACACAGAAGUUGAUAUAACACCAGAUGGUGAUGAAGAUGAAGGCAUUGAAGAAGAAGAGGAAUAUUUUGAUCCACUGCUGCCAGAACCUGGAGAAAGCCACAUCACGUGUCUGAAGACCUAUUUUGGGCACUCUUCAUUUAAACCGGUCCAGUGGAAAGUGAUCAAUUCUCUUUUAGAAGACAGAAGAGAUAAUCUUGUUGUCAUGGCAACUGGCUAUGGAAAAAGCUUAUGCUACCAGUUUCCUCCUGUGUACACUGGACACACAGGAGUUGUCAUCUGCCCUCUUAUYUCCCUGAUGGAGGACCAGGUGCUGCAGUUGACAAUGACAGGGAUUCCAGCUUGCUUCCUUGGUUCAGCUCAGUCAAAACAGGUCAAGGAUUCCAUCAGAGGGGGUCAGUACAGAGUCAUAUACAUGACUCCAGAGUUUUGUUCAGGGAAUUUAGAAUUACUUCAGGAUCUUGACCGAACUGUUGGUAUCACCCUCAUCGCUGUGGAUGAAGCUCACUGCAUCUCUGAGUGGGGCCACGACUUCAGGAACUCCUUCAGAAGUUUAGGCUUGCUAAAGAAGACUCUGCCAUCGGUCCCCAUUAUUGCUUUAACUGCAACUGCGAGUCCGUCGAUUAGAGAGGACAUAGUGAGGUGUCUGAACCUGAGGAAUCCCCAGAUCACCUGCACUAGUUUUGACAGACCUAACCUGUACCUGGAAGUUGGACAACAAAGUGGAGACAUCUGUAGGGAUUUGAAGCAGUUCCUAAYUAGGAAAGGAAGCAGUUCUGUGUAUGAGUUUGAAGGCCCCACUAUYAUCUACUGCCCUACAAGAAAGGCCACUGAGCAGGUGGUGUCUGUACUGAAUAAACUCAGCGUGGCCUGUGGUACCUACCAUGCUGGCAUGGGGAACAAAGAGAGGAGAGACACCCACCACCAAUUYAUGAGGGAUGAAAUUCAGUGCGUUGUGGCCACGGUGGCGUUUGGGAUGGGCAUCAACAAGGCRGAUAUCCGGCUGGUGAUCCACUACGGAGCCCCAAAGGAGAUGGAAUCCUAUUACCAGGAAAUGGGGAGAGCUGGGCGUGACGGGCUCCCUGCUGCCUGCUAUGUSCUCUGGACUGCCACAGACUUGGCCUGUAACAGACGCCUCCUGAACGAGAUACGCAACGACAAGUUCCGGCUGUACAAGCUGAAGAUGUUGGCAAAGAUGGAGAAGUACCUGGUGUCCAAGAGCUGCAGGAGGAAAAUCAUCCUUUCUCAUUUUGAAGACAGACAACUCCGAAAGGUUUCCUCUGGCAUCAUGGGCACAGAAGAAUGCUGUGAUAAUUGCAGGUCCAGAGGCUCCUGCCCUGCAGUCCCCAGUGAUUUCAAAGGUGGUUUGCAGGACUUUGGGAAGCAAGCGUUCCAGCUGCUGUCUGCAGUGAGUGCUCUGGAUGAGAAGUUUGGGACCAAAAUGCCAAUUCUGCUUCUUCGAGGGUCUGGCUCUCAACGCGUGCCAAGCUGGUGCCAGAGGCACCCUCUCUUUGGCAGUGGAAAAGAGUGGCCAGAGAACUGGUGGAAACUGCUCUGCCAGCAGCUGAUAAUGGAAGGGUUCCUCAAAGAAAUCCCAGGGCGUAACCACAAGUAUGCAACCAUUUGUGUGCUCACCCAGAAGGGUAGGAAUUGGCUGUCGAAAGCUGCCUCUGACUCCAAUCCAAGUCUKCUGUUACAGUCCAGUGAAGACCUGAACCUGGAGAGAACUUCUACAAGCAGCAGACCUUCGCCUGUCCACUCCAGGCAGCGCUCCCCAGGCACAAAAGGAACAACACAGUCACCAGUCAAGCAGAUAUCUCUAUAUGAGAUGUUUGCCUAUGACAGAAAAGGUAAAACUCCUCCAAGAAGUUCUAACAUGCUUAACAGUGUUCCAGGGCGCUCACCAUUGAAGUCUCCUUUGAAGCCYCAAGAACCAGGUGUUUCAGCCCAAGAAAAAGAACUGGAGACUGCUCUGUAUGGCAAGCUGCUGACUGCUAGACAGAAGGUAGCUAAUGAGAAGGAAAUUCCUCCAGCUGUCUUGGCAACCAAUAAGAUCCUGGUGGAGAUGGCCCAGAUAAGGCCUACGAGCAUUGAGAUCCUGAAGAAGAUUGAUGGUGUAUCUGAAGCCAAGUCCACCAUGUUGAUGCCUCUUCUGUCUGAAAUUAAGGAUUUCUGCCAAGCAAAUGGUUUGCAGACCGACAUAUUCCGCACAUCUGAAUGUAAGGUUCAGAAAGAAGCAUCUCCCUGGAAGUCUGCUAGAGCCCUUUCUCGCUCAGAGGAYGUCACAUAUAUCCUGUUCCAAGAGAAGAAUCUCUCUCUGAAAGCCAUCAGYGAGUGCAGAUCUCUGCCCGUGGCUGUGGUUGGCACUCACCUGCUGCAGGCUCUGAAAGCUGGCUACACUGUGAGCCUGGAGAGAGCAGGUUUGACUCCUGAAGUUCAGCACAUCAUUACCGAUGUUAUCCGCAAACCUCCCAUUAACUCAGACACUACCAAAAUUCAAGAAAUUAGAAAACUUACUCCUGCCAAUAUUGAGUUAUAUCUCAUCAAGAUGRUGAUUGCACUGUUGGAGAAAGAGGAUAAAAAUAAAUCUCAGGAUGGCUCAGGCAUCAAAAGAAGGUUGGUGUGGCCUGAAGGGAAGCAGGAAAAAACAGAAGCAGAUCAAGCAAGCAGGGAAGGUGCCUUGUGGAAUAAAACACAGGGUAAUUGGAUCAAUCCAGCAUCCAAGGAAGGAGUACAGAAACCCCCUCUGCAUGUGGUGCCUUUGCCUUCGGCUGCAGGGAGCGUGGAUGCCAGCCGGGCAGGGACCAGGGGGGCAGCAGGUCCCUCCAAGCCCAUCAGCUCUGCCUCCAACCAGCCUGCCKUGGAUCCUGAGGAGGAGGAGCUGUUUGCUGACUGUCUGCCCAAGAACCCUCAUCCCCCUGCUAAGAGGCGGGUGCCGGAAUGGUUUGGAACCUCAGCAGCAACRGCUGGACCUGUAACCCAGAUCAAGAAAUGCAAAACAGAAACCAGAAAAGGGAUUUUCAGUUAAAUGUGGAAAUCAAGUUGAUUUUUUUUUUUUUUUGAGUCUUCCUUCCCACCACCAGGAGCAUUAUGUGCAGAGACWGUUGCCUCACAGGGGCUUUAAGUGCCUCUAGUCUACUCUGCAUUCCUCCUGCUGCCUUAUCUGUUCCUCAAGCAGCACUUUCACGACUUUUUCACUGUGUGAAAUGCAAUGUAAAUAAAAA